Messenger RNA from Galendromus occidentalis (western predatory mite), 1610 nucleotides. RefSeq names its product HRAS-like suppressor 3. Gene Ontology annotation, cellular component: cytoplasm. Lineage: Eukaryota; Metazoa; Arthropoda; Arachnida; Mesostigmata; Phytoseiidae. The transcript is spliced from 2 exons. Gene Ontology annotation, molecular function: A2-type glycerophospholipase activity; glycerophospholipid phospholipase A1 activity. Gene Ontology annotation, biological process: N-acylphosphatidylethanolamine metabolic process. The coding region runs from base 252 to 842 and encodes 196 amino acids. The record is from RefSeq and is a predicted model, not a curated record.
GAACACAGUCAACAAGUGAACAGCCGUGUUAGCGUUAGGCAGUUUUUUCGCCGCCGCCGCCGCCGCGCUAUCACCACCAUCGCCGCAGUCGUCUCUGUUGUUAAGCUCGCAUCUGCGACAUUUUCGUUCCAUUAGUUCCUCUUUUCGUUCGUUCAUUCGGUCAAUUGGCUGCCCGUCAACCCCCUCGGGAUCGUCGCUAAUCUGAUUGCUCGGUACGCCGCCGCAAGGAAGACAAGAAGUGUUUUGCCACUAUGCCAUACAGUGAACCCGUUCCGUUUGGUUUAGGACAAUUUGUGUCCGCAGCCGACCUGUCACCUGCUGUUGGGGAUCUGAUUGAAAUCGAUCGCACACUCUAUGCUCAUUGGGCUGUCUACGUUGGAGACGGUCGCGUAGUUCACGUCGUCGGACCCAACGAUGAAGACAUUCCCACCGAGUGGGCACUGAUAAAGAAGUGCCCACUGAUCGAGCUCGCCGGCUGCUCCGGGGUCCGCGUCAACAAUAAGUAUGUCCGUGCCAAAGAACGCGGUAUGAAGCCCCUGGACAAGGAGCAGAUCGUACAGCGUGCGGUCGAGAAACUCAACCAAAAAGUCGAGUACAACUUCUUAACUAGGAAUGCCGAGUUCUACGCCACGCAAUGGAGAUACGGACAGGGAUGGAGCGAUCAGGCGGCCGUCGCUCUGAGCGUGAUGAAGCCCUUAGGCGCUGACCUCGAGAUGGGACACAACACACUCCUUACUGGACUACAAGCUGUAUUCGGCAGUCCUAUCUUAAGCUACUUGCGUCUUCCUCCGAGAUCCCCCCGAACGCCCCAGAAAAGACCCAAUUCCUUGACCGCUGCCUGACCUUCACGGUCUUCAUCAUCUCAGGAUAGCGAAACCGACACCGAGGAUGUCCGAGACUGACAUCAUGAGAGGAAUACCGCCCUUCAGCUAAAAGUGAAAGUGGAGGAAAAAAGAACGUUAAAAUUUCGAACCUGGACCAGAAAACUGGGGAAUGGAACCUGAGCCGGGCGCCAGCAAAAAUAUGUUUGCCGGGAACCCGACUCGAUUCGAGAGGCUAUCGAUUGCGGAAAAACUCAGUUGGAGCCUGGGAGUUCCCCGAAAAAUCGUUCCCGCUCCUCCAAUGUCGACACCCGCCCCGAUGGGAGUGCUUGUCGUUUUUAUUCAAUCGACCAUAGGACCCCGUCUCAAUAUAAGAACAUUUGGUCUGCGAAAUCCUGCGGCAUAAUUUAGGCGACUAUUUCUCGUUGUGGGAAAACUCGAAGUCGUUUAGAAAUACGGACUCCCUGUGUGAAUUUGAGCACCCGGAUGGGGGAACGAGUUCGAAAAUCUGAAUGAAGAAGUUCCGCGACGUGGCCCCUCCAGAAAACCAAGGGCGACACGCAGCUAGGUUGUAUUUUUUAACGCUACGUUCGGCUGCUUUCAUACUGGAGAGGUUACACGGAGCCAGAGAGAUUUUCCACCAAAUGCCCUCGGUGGACUGUACGCUUGAACGAGACACUGUGAUGAAAAGUUGAGCCGAUGGGAAAUUGUCUCGUGGACGGUCGAUCGCUUUCGAGACCGGAGAAUGAUUGAGUAUUUUGCUAUGAGUCUUUAUCCCUGUUGAAUGUG